AUGUCCCCGAUACCCAUUCUCACUCUCAACAAUGGUGUAAAAAUACCAGCCAUCGGAUUGGGAGGCGGUACUUAUCACCCUGCGGAGCGGGAGACUGCAAAGGACUGGUUUCUGACUGGAUUACAGGCUGGGUACAAGCUGGUCGAUGUAGCCCAAAUUUAUUGUACCGAGGAAGGCCUUGGAAAGGCUAUAAAGGCAUCUGGUAUCCCCCGGGAGGAGCUCUUCAUCACGACGAAGAUUCCAGCACCUAUGGCUAUCAUAACAUCGUGCCUACUUUCAGAGGGGGAGUUUUAUCCCAAGCACCCAGACGGCUCGAUCAAAGUUGCUAAAUCCCCGUCUUUCGUGGAGCUCUGGGCCGAAAUAGAGAAGCUGCUGGACACCGGAAAAGUUCGAGCAAUCGGUGUCUGCAAUUUCUCAAUCAAGAACCUCGAGAUCCUUCUCAAGUCCGCUAAAGUCGUUCCCGCCGUUAACCAGUUUGAGUUGCACCCAUAUCUCGCUCAGAAUGAGCUAAUUGAAUAUUGCAAGAGCAAGGGCAUCGCCGUCGAGGCAUAUACACCUACCGGUAACAAGGGUUGUGAAGACCAGCAUCGUGCACAUGCUCACCUUAUGUUCUUUAUUCCAGGUUAUCAGAAAGUCCUUUCCGAUCCAACUAUAACCGAGUUAGCGGGAAAGUACGGUGUUUCCUCUGCGCAGUUAGUGCUGGCUUGGCACCUCGCCCGCGGAUGUAUCGCCAUACCGAAGAGCAGCAAUGCAGAAAGACAGAAGCAAAACCUUAAUUUACCAACACUGGAUCCAUCGGACGUUGCCAAGAUUUCAGCUCUGGACAAGGGAGAGAGGAUCUGUGCCAAACUGGACGAAAACGGCACCCUUUUUGGAGCAACGGCCGAGCAGCUCGGGUGGUGA
Pleurotus ostreatus (oyster mushroom) is the source of this 903-nucleotide messenger RNA. RefSeq lists its product as uncharacterized. The transcript is spliced from 8 exons. The record is from RefSeq and is a predicted model, not a curated record. NCBI's taxonomy places the organism in Eukaryota, Fungi, Basidiomycota, Agaricomycetes, Agaricales, Pleurotaceae. Gene Ontology annotation, molecular function: oxidoreductase activity. The coding region runs from base 1 to 903 and encodes 300 amino acids.